AUGGGUCAGGACGAUGCGAGCUCCCUCCGACCCGAUGGCGGCCCUAUGCGGCCCAAAGAUGCGAAGACGAGCCUGCAGUCCGAACCCACGACAGCGAUAUCGUCGGUGGAUAUCCAGACUCUCUCCUUCCCCGACGGUUCCCGGGGCACAUUUUCCACCCCGGGCACGCGAGCCGUGUCCACGCCCCUCUCACGCGGCAGUGGCAGCGGCAGCGGCCAUGCCACACCCGCCCGAAGCCAGUCGGGCGGCGAGGAGAUGAUGGCGCGAGCGUCAUGA
Molecule: messenger RNA, 276 nt
Organism: Parascedosporium putredinis
Lineage: Eukaryota; Fungi; Ascomycota; Sordariomycetes; Microascales; Microascaceae
Source: the annotation of a GenBank genome assembly